AUGGGGGGGCAUGAGAAACCUCGACAGGGCAAGGCAGGUGACGGUGGAGAGGUCGAAGGGACCGGCGAAGGGCCCGGCGGCGAGGGCAUGAUCGUAGGUAGGCUCGACAUGGGGAGCAUGUGGUCACUCGAUGGAGUGCGUGAGACCGGAGUAGAGGGUAAAGGAGGAAGGAUAAAGGAGGAAGGAGGAAAGGUAAAGGAGGAAGGUGGAAGGAUAAAGGAGGAAGGUGGAAGGAUAAAGGAGGAAGGUGGAAGGAUAAAGGAGGAAAGGAUAAAGGAUAAAGGAGGAAAGGUAAAGGAGGAAGGAGGAAAGGUAAAGGAGGAAGGAGGAAAGGUAAAGGAGGAAGGAGGAAAGGUAAAGGAGGAAGGAGGAAAGGUAAAGGAGGAAGGAGGAAAGGUAAAGGAGGAAGGAGGAAAGGUAAAGGAGGAAGGAGGAAAGGUAAAGGAGGAAGGAGGAAAGGUAAAGGAGGAAGGAGGAAAGGUAAAGGAGGAAGGAGGAAAGGUAAAGGAGAAAGGAGGAAAGGUAAAGGAGAAAGGAGGAAAGGUAAAGGAGAAAGGAGGAAAGGUAAAGGAGAAAGGAGGAAAGGUAAAGGAGAAAGGAGGAAAGGUAAAGGAGAAAGGAGGAAAGGUAAAGGAGAAAGGAGGAAAGGUAAAGGAGAAAGGAGGAAAGGUAAAGGAGAAAGGAGGAAAGGUAAAGGAGAAAGGAGGAAAGGUAAAGGAGAAAGGAGGAAAGGUAAAGGAGAAAGGAGGAAAGGUAAAGGAGAAAGGAGGAAAGGUAAAGGAGAAAGGAGGAAAGGUAAAGGAGAAAGGAGGAAAGGUAAAGGAGAAAGGAGGAAAGGUAAAGGAGAAAGGAGGAAAGGUAAAGGAGAAAGGAGGAAAGGUAAAGGAGAAAGGAGGAAAGGUAAAGGAGAAAGGAUAA
Messenger RNA from Schistocerca americana (American grasshopper), 918 nucleotides. Its product is annotated as filensin-like. Lineage: Eukaryota; Metazoa; Arthropoda; Insecta; Orthoptera; Acrididae. The record is from RefSeq and is a predicted model, not a curated record. The transcript has 2 exons. The coding region runs from base 1 to 918 and encodes 305 amino acids.